CUCUCUCUCUCUCUCUCUCUCUCUCCCUCUGAUUUAUAGGUGUUUCAGAUUUAAACUGAAACUAAAAGUUUGAGUUCAUCUUGUGAUAAGACUCCAUUUCUGAACGCUAUAUACCAAAGCUUACAACUACGGUCUUAUAUAUCGUUUGAGAUCGAGAAACCAGGAUGUCCCACACUGUCAUUCCCGUGAACUCUUCAACACUCGUCAUCCAGUUUCAACCAGUAACACAAACAGCUUCUGGGACGACGGUCACAAAUGCUCCCGGGCCUGUUCGUGUACAACAGAUAACAGGAGCUUCACCUUUUCAUGGACUUCAGGCAUUUCUGAAAGGACAACCGAAAGCCCUUGGGAUGGUCCAGAUAAUGAUCGGUGCGAUGAAUCUACUGUUUGGCAUUGUGUCUAAAGUUUAUGCAGAACCCAUCUCUGUCUAUAUUAGUAUUCCUCACUGGGGAUCUUUCAUCUACAUUAUCUCAGGCUCACUCUGCAUUGCUGCAGAAAACAACAUUAAUUCUCCCUCCAGUUUGUGUUUGGUGAAGGCUUCACUGGGAAUGAAUAUUUUCAGUACUAUCACCGCAGGCGUUGCCAUUAUUUGUAUUUCACUGGAUUUGCUUUUUGCUCCAUACAUAUACUGCCGGAGAUAUGAAUGUGGUUAUUCAGGAAGUUAUGAGAUGAUCUAUAAGGGAAACAGAACUGUGUUGCUGUUAUUGGCCGUGCUUGAGUUUAUCAUCACCAUCUGUUUGUCAGCAUUUGCCUGUAAAGCCAAUGCCUGCUGUUCUUCUUCUCGGGUGCAGUUUCCUCAAGUUUCAGCACCACGAGCCUCUGAUUUCAGACCCAUUCGUUUCCAGGAUCUUAACAGCUCAGAGAAACCUGUGACCAACAACUCUUCCAUUCAUCACCAUUCUGCAGACGUGCCGCCAGAAUACAGUGAAUGCAAUCAAUGUGAAUAACUGGACAGUAUUCCCUUAUUAAAAACAAAAAAUAUAUGGGAAUGUUUAAAAAAAUAUAUAAUGCAAUUUAUAGUACAUUUUCAUACAGGGAAACUAUACUGCAGUAUAUUCAUGAGUCAUGUAUAGCUAAAUAUUGAGGCAUAUAAAAAUGCAUUUCAAAAGUGCACUGCAAUUUUACAUGUUAUAGCUUUAUUUUAACACUCAAUUUCUCUUUCAAGAUAGCCGAACACAUUCAUAAACUUUUCUAUCACUUUGUUUGCUUUGUUACACAUUUCACGUGAAAAUAUUUUUGAUGUAUGAAAAAAAACUACUGAAAAAAAAUAAAGUUUUCUAUUUGGAGUA
Molecule: messenger RNA, 1289 nt
Organism: Carassius auratus (goldfish)
Lineage: Eukaryota; Metazoa; Chordata; Actinopteri; Cypriniformes; Cyprinidae
Product: membrane-spanning 4-domains subfamily A member 4A-like
Exons: 8
Coding region: 165-947 (260 amino acids)
Cellular component (GO): membrane
Source: RefSeq, a predicted model, not a curated record